Molecule: messenger RNA, 2544 nt
Organism: Saccharomycopsis crataegensis
Lineage: Eukaryota; Fungi; Ascomycota; Saccharomycetes; Ascoideales; Saccharomycopsidaceae
Gene: SUV3
Product: ATP-dependent RNA helicase SUV3
Exons: 1
Coding region: 1-2544 (847 amino acids)
Biological process (GO): mitochondrial RNA 3'-end processing; RNA catabolic process
Cellular component (GO): mitochondrial degradosome
Molecular function (GO): ATP binding; hydrolase activity, acting on acid anhydrides; RNA helicase activity
Source: RefSeq, a predicted model, not a curated record
AUGAACAGGCAUCUGUUAAUACUAAGGACAUGCCGUUUUCGAACAACUUUGAGCCUAAAACGAGCCUCAGAAACCGCAUUCUUAGUGCAGAGAUAUUUCACUAGCAGUUGCACAAGUUAUCGGAGCUCUCCAUCAAGGAAUACCAAUGUGGAAUCAGAGGUUUCUGGACAUCGCUCAAAGAAUAGAAAUGAAGCUUCAGAUUUCUUAGGAUCAUUAGAUCAAGAUCCAGAUUCUGAGGCUGAUGACCAAAUUUUCAGGCUCAUGAAAAUUCGUAAUGAAGACAAAUUGUUCGUCCCACAAAUGGUCCAUCUGUGGAAUAAAAUAAUACCAAAAGCUUAUAUCGAGGAGUUUAAUACAGUGUUAGUCAAUAAGGCCUCUAAGGGUAAGGUAAUUAAAACCCCUGAAGAUGGAGUUGAGACCGACUAUUUUAAGUUCACUUCGGCUUUUUUGGAGAAUAUGGGUCAGUUUGUGGAAGAAACCAAUGCCAAAAAAUUCAAUAGAUUAACAAACCUGGCAUUAUUGUUAUUGAGAAAGCAACUUCUCGUAGGUAUGAAGCGCCUCGCUAAGAAGUCAACCUGGAAAGACGGAAUCAAAAAGCGCGAAAUUGUCCUUGAAGAUCUCAUUGCUCCAAAGAUUGAUGAAAUUCCAGAGAUUUUGUACGAACUAUUUCUUACAAAACAAAGUAAUAUAUGGCCAGGUCACUUCGUUGAAAAAUACAAAAUCGAUCCCAAAUCUUUCAACUCACAGUUCAAGUAUCUCAUUAAUGAAGCAUACAAAUACAAUUUACAGACAAGUGAGAUAUUAUUUUCCAAUCCAAGAGAUGCCAAAAUUGAAAUUUCUAAUCCUACAAAAUGGUUCCCACUAGCAAGACAGCUCAAACGUAAUAUCAUUAUGCAUGUUGGUCCUACAAAUAGUGGGAAGACCUAUAAUGCUUUGAAACGGCUUGAAGAAGCGGAAUCAGGAUACUUUGCUGGACCACUUCGAUUAUUGGCUAGGGAAGUGUUUGAAAGAUUCAAAGAGAAGAAUAUUAGUUGUAAUUUGAUCACCGGGGAAGAAAUCAUUGAGGACACUGAUGAAGUUACGGGAAAUCGCGCGAAGAAAUCGUGCGGAACCGUAGAAAUGAUAUCAUUGAUCGAGGAAUAUGAUGUUGUGGUGCUUGACGAAAUUCAGAUGAUUGCUGAUCCGCGUCGUGGUUGGGCAUGGACCCAAGCGUUACUUGGGGUCAGAGCUAAAGAGGUUCAUUUAUGUGGUGAAGAAAGUUCGGUGGCACUAAUUCAAAAAAUUGUAGAAUUAACGGGCGAUAACCUCGUGGUCAACAAAUACAAACGUCUUGGAGAAUUAAAGGUGCUUAAAGAUAAAUUUGGGCAUUUUGGAGAAUUACAAAAAGGUGAUUGUGUGGUAGCGUUUUCUAAGGCAAAAAUAUUGGAUUUGAAGCUACGUAUCGAAAGGACUACCAGUCUCAAAGUGGCAGUCAUUUACGGGGCUCUACCUGCAGAAACAAGAGCUGAGCAGGCUAAAGCUUUUAAUAGUGGUGAAGCUGAUGUUUUGGUUGCCUCGGACGCCAUUGGAAUGGGAUUGAAUUUGAGUAUUAGAAAAGUGAUUUUCUCAACAACAGAGAAAUUCGAUGGUGGUUCCAGGAGAAGAUUAACAGUCUCUGAAAUAAAGCAAAUAUCAGGCCGAGCUGGCCGUUUCAAGCUGGCAAACUUCGGGAAUAAAUCAUCAUCAUCAGAGCCGGUUUUUGAUGUGUUAGAGGAUGAAAAAGUUAUGAAAGAAAAAAGUGAGCCUUCUUCUUCUUCAGCAGCAGCGGUAGGGUAUGUCACGGCGAUGCAUAACAGAGGCUUGUCCUAUAUACGCUCUUGCUUAUCACACAAAAUCACCAAUAUCGAAAAAGCCUGUCUUUGGCCUCCAGACCAUAUCUUAACCGAAUAUAUUUCCGAGUUUCCUAGCAAAACCUCACUCACCCACAUUUUGAAAGUUUAUGGAAAAGAAGUUACGACUAGUGAGUUAUUUUUCAGUUCUGAUGUUGAACCUAAGAUUGAACUUUGUGAAAUUAUUGAGCAGUUCCAUCAAACCAGCAAGAAUCAAAUAUUGCCUAUUGGAGACCAACUUACGUUACUCAAAAUACCCCUUAGUCGUAUUACCCCGCUUACUUAUAGAAUUUUUCUUGAAUUUUGCGAGACCAUUUGUCUGGGGAAAACGAAGUAUAUUUUUGAUUUCUCUCUCCCAUUUGAAAUGCUUGCCAAUAAUGAAUCCCAGCCAAUUUAUGAUCCAUCCAAGCCUCAGGAAUCAUCCGUGUUUUAUAAAGGGCAUAACUUGGUUGAUGCCGUAUUCAAUAAAACCAAUAAGCCAUCAAAUUCAACCCUAGAGUACUUGGCCAGUUUGGAAUCUUUACAUUCAUUAUUCAUGGUGUUUUGCUGGUUGUGCUACAGAUAUCCUUAUAACUUUGUUGGAAUCAAUUUUACGAUUCAACUCAAACAUUUGUCAGAAUACAAAAUUUCUGAAAUGUUGAAAUUGCUAAAAACUCAAAAUCGGUCCUCUAAAUAA